Messenger RNA from Trametes versicolor FP-101664 SS1, 1359 nucleotides. RefSeq lists its product as uncharacterized. The transcript is spliced from 2 exons. The record is from RefSeq and is a predicted model, not a curated record. NCBI's taxonomy places the organism in Eukaryota, Fungi, Basidiomycota, Agaricomycetes, Polyporales, Polyporaceae. Gene Ontology annotation, molecular function: protein binding. The coding region runs from base 1 to 1359 and encodes 452 amino acids.
AUGGGCCUCUCUAGCUUCCCCAUCGAAGUAUUGGAGCAAAUCAUCUGGUGGUUGGGCGAAGAUAAAGCGGCGCUCGCAAACUGCUCUCUGGUUUGCCACGGCUUGCUCUCCCUAUGCCGCGUCUACAUCUGGAACUUCGUAUACAUCUCCUAUGAGUUCAAGAACGUCCCUCCCCCGCGCUUGAAGGCGCUUCUUACAAUCAUCGACAACAACCCUACCAUUGGGCUCCACAUUCGUUCGAUGUUGGUUCAUGGCGCUACUAGUAUCCAUCAAGGUCUCGGAGAUGACAACACAGCGUCACAACACCCGUACGAGACCAUCGCCGGGCAGUUAUUCUCCAGGCUUCCGAUGCUCGAAGUCCUCAAAAUAAGCCAUCUUGUCGCGUUGGACAUAUGCGAUGUAGUUGCUGCUGCUGGCGCUAUUCCGACUCUCAAAACGCUCAUUCUGGAGGAUGUCACAGUGGAGCAGAAGAGCUCAGGUCAAGCUACUCAGCGACUUCCGGAGGAUCUGUGCGCAGCCACUGGAACGGAAACCAGUGUCCUCGAGAGCCACCACCCUUGGAAGCUGGAAAACCUAUCAAUCGUCAAUGGCGGCGGUAUCCCAGAUUCGGAAUAUACGGCGUUGGCUACCUUUCUCGAGAGAUCCACGAGCAGCAUAUCUCUCAAGUCAUUCGAAAUUCGCGAUACCCUGGUCUCGCGUUGGGCCAAAGUAUCCGGCCAUGGACUCGUAGUCCCCGAAGCAUUCGGAUCGUCCCUUCACCAUUUUGGCUUCCCGAUUGCAGACAUGGACCGCGACGGAAGUGUUCAUCUUGAAGGCCGCCACCACCUCGAGCGACUCUACGCUGCGCUGCCCCGUUGCCCCGCCCUACGGUCCCUUUCCAUCCAAUACGAUGCCCUCGGCGUGCAAGGCGCACCAACUCCCACCGGGUGGGGCCCACCCCCCGUCUUCCCCUUCUUCCUCGACGCACUCGCAGACAUCCUCAACACGCCGUCAUCUUCCAUCGAGUCCAGAGACACCGUGCCCCUCCCCCACCUCGAACGCCUCUCCAUCUCGAUGCUCGCCCGGGUGGACCGCGUCCUGAACUGUGCAGACGCGUUUGCCCACCUCGCGUCCGCGCUCGUUGGGCCCGAUGGUUCCGGCUCUACCGCGCGGCGCACGCGGCGCUACCCGGCAUUCUCGGAAAUCACGGUGCGCGUUAUGUUUGCCGUGCCGCGUCCCGUGGUCGAAGACGAGUUUGGGGUCGUCUAUGACGCCGAACGCGCACGAUACGAGCAGAACACGGAUCCUAGGGUGCUGCUGCAACCGAUGCUCGAAAGCUUCGUGCGGGCGGGCGUGCGCGUUAAUAUCGGGGUAGACUAG